Mercurialis annua (annual mercury) is the source of this 492-nucleotide messenger RNA. RefSeq lists its product as uncharacterized. The record is from RefSeq and is a predicted model, not a curated record. Lineage: Eukaryota; Viridiplantae; Streptophyta; Magnoliopsida; Malpighiales; Euphorbiaceae. The coding region runs from base 95 to 382 and encodes 95 amino acids. The transcript has a single exon.
GUAGACACGUGUUCUUACAUUCGGCAAAUUUGUAGACAUGGAGCCAUAUACAGUAAGCUUGCAGCUACCAUUAAUUAGCUAAGCAGAUCAAGAAAUGGAGAAAGAAAAACAAGAACGGAAAAUGGAAAACCAGCAAAAAAAUAAAGAUCACGGCAAGAAAGAGAGCACAGUUGAAGGUCUGCCGAUGAAGGAAAGCCCUUACAUGCAAUACAAAGAUUUAGAAGAUUACAAGAAAAAAGGGUACGGAACUGAAGGUCAUCUUCCACCCCAGCCCGGCCGCGGCGCCGGAGCCACCGAUGCUCCUACUCUUUCCGGUGGCUCCGUGCCGAGAGAAGCUGACGUUUCUGCCAUUGAUGCUGUAGCUAAUAAUCCUACUCCCUAGGUUUGAAAGGAAUUUUGUUUGCUUAUGUAUUGCAUCUUCUUCAAUAAGACUAGUAGUGAUUAAUUUGUUUAUCCUUUUUUAAUUAAUAAAGGUUAAUUAAGCUUUCUAUA